Messenger RNA from Myxocyprinus asiaticus (Chinese sucker), 3025 nucleotides. RefSeq names its product homeobox protein Meis2-like. Bases 686 to 1867 code for a protein of 393 amino acids. The transcript has 14 exons. Gene Ontology annotation, biological process: animal organ morphogenesis; eye development; brain development. The record is from RefSeq and is a predicted model, not a curated record. NCBI's taxonomy places the organism in Eukaryota, Metazoa, Chordata, Actinopteri, Cypriniformes, Catostomidae. Gene Ontology annotation, molecular function: DNA-binding transcription activator activity, RNA polymerase II-specific; RNA polymerase II cis-regulatory region sequence-specific DNA binding.
CGCUGUAUCUGAAGAACUGGGAGAAAAGUAUCGCGCGGGUCAAGCAAAGGUCAAUACUUUUGAAAUUCAAAGGGAUUAUCGUCAUUAUCGGCAUGGGUGAAGAACAAUGUGACAUUUAAAGAGGUGUCGGGCUGGUAACACCCACCACGCUUCCCAGGCUCAGUCAUCACCGGGGGUUCAGUCUCUGCAAGAACAACCUGCUCCGAUCACCAACAAAUUCCAGUUCAGGCAAAGCGUGGGUCGCGAAGAGGGACCAUGAGAUCCGGAUAGUUGGUUUUUCCCCCUUUCAGUUGACACAGCUCUGCGCCGAUGCAGUGCCAAACACGAACAUCCCGGAAUUUGGAAAGAUUUUAUUGACUUGAGGAAGUCGCUGAAGGGUAAAUUGCAUGGGAUGACCGAAAGACAAGUGGAUGCAAAAAUUCACAUAUAAGGUAACUGUGUCGUCCUGUGGGCUAUUUGUUGUGUAGCCCAUUCUCUUCAAAGCGUAUUCGUUAAAACGUCGUAAUACUUCAAAAGGUAAAGAGGAAGCAAUUAGAAACUCUUCACAGGACAUGUUCUAUCAUCUCAACGGAUUAUCGACAGCUCAGUCCUCUUAAACUGGAUGCACAAAAGGAAUUAAAUCAUUGAAACUGCUUACUCGUUGGAUAAGAACACAGUUUGCACUUCACAUCAAAAGACGCUUCAUAUGCUGAUGGCUCAACGGUACGAAGACCUUGCCCACUAUGGUGGCGGUAUGGACGGAGUUGGGGUUCCGACGUCGAUGUACGGGGACCCACACGCGCCUCGGCCCCUGCCGCAGGUUCACCACUUAAACCACGGGCCACCGCCACAUGCCAACCAACACUACGGGGCCCAUGCACCACACAGCAUCAUGCCCAGCAGCAUGGGCUCAGCUGUCAACGACGCACUUAAAAGAGACAAGGACCAAAUUUAUGGGCACCCGUUAUUUCCGCUGCUGGCGCUGGUGUUUGAGAAGUGUGAGCUGGCAACAUGCACGCCGAGAGAACCGGGUGUCGCUGGAGGAGAUGUGUGCUCAUCUGAUUCCUUCAAUGAGGACAUCGCUGUGUUUGCCAAACAGAUACGGGCAGAGAAACCGUUAUUUUCCUCUAAUCCAGAGUUGGACAAUUUGAUGAUACAGUCAAUACAAGUAUUACGGUUCCAUCUAUUAGAACUAGAAAAGGUGCACGAGCUUUGCGACAACUUUUGUAAUCGGUAUAUAAGCUGUUUGAAAGGGAAAAUGCCCAUUGACCUGGUAAUUGAUGAACGGGAUGGAUGCAAAUCUGACUUCGAUGACCUCUCUGGAUCCUCAACAAAUCUUGCAGAUCAUAAUCCAGCAUCCUGGAGAGACAUGGACGACGCUCACUCCACUCCCUCUGUCGGCACCCCAGGACCCUCCAGCGGGGGACAUGCCUCUCAGAGUGGAGAUAACUGCAGUGAACUAGGAGAUGGUUUAGAUAACAGCUUGGCAUCUCCGGGAACAGGGGACGAGGAUGACCAGGACAAGAAGCGACAGAAGAAGCGAGGAAUCUUCCCGAAAGUGGCAACCAACAUUAUGCGGGCGUGGCUCUUCCAGCAUCUCACGCACCCAUACCCAUCUGAAGAACAGAAAAAGCAGCUUGCGCAAGACACAGGUCUCACCAUUUUACAAGUGAAUAACUGGUUUAUCAAUGCUCGAAGAAGAAUUGUGCAACCCAUGAUUGAUCAGUCUAACAGAGCAGUAAGUCAAGGAACCGCGUACAGCCCCGAUGGUCAACCUAUGGGUGGCUUUGUGUUAGACGGACAACAGCACAUGGGUCUUCGGCCAGGCGGUCCCAUGGGAGGUAUGGGUAUGAACAUGGGUAUGGAUGGACAGUGGCACUACAUGUAAUCUCCUCCCCUUCCAAAAACAAAAUUUCUUGGUGGUGGCCUCAGGAAUAGUCCCUGCACUGACCAGAGGCAUGAGGAGUGUGUGAGUCCGAGUCACAUUCAUCCGCAUCUGAUCACCCCACCCUCGCACGCCAACUACAGCCCACUCGCCUCCUCUCUUCACUGGACCUCCCAAAUCUCUCACUGACCCCUCAUCAACUGGCCAAAGGACUGUCUACAGGAGCACGGACUUUAAAAACAUACAAACUUAAAACAUUUGUGCCAAAAGAGAGACUUCUGAAAAGACAGUUGGAGAUCUUUACUUUUUAAAUUAUUUAUUUAUUCUUGUUACUGUCAAGAAGUACAAAGACCACCCAAUUUGUGCACUUUUGCUCAACCGUAGAGUGGCCGCCCUCAGACGCAAAUAUUCCGUACCUCCUCACGCACAGGUGCACAUACACUUAUUAAAUGCAUUUGUUCUGAAAACACAACUGUGGAAUAUAGUAAAAGAUGCUAAGAGCCCUCAAGAAUUCUGAAAUGUGAGUCUCUGAGGAGAUUUUUGUUCUUUUGGAAAAUGUUCUAUGUUUGGGUAUGUGUCAUUGACUAGUUUUUACACCUUUACUUUUAUGAUUCUACAAAACUGUGUUUGAGAAGGAAAUGAAACCACUCAAAUGGGUUCACAGCAUUAUUGUGGCAUAUUUCAGCCACAAAUUCCAGUAUGUGAAACCACAAAGUCUUCUCCACAAAAGAUGUCUUGAAAGGCAUAAUUGAGGAAAUGAGUUGUCAUCCUAUUAUUUGUUGAAUUGGCAUGGAGAGAGUAACAGUGUUCUUGUAAGGCUAAGUAUGCCUGGAGGAGUUUUUAAACCACUAGAGAUGUUCCAUUGUACAUAAUUAUGUAAAUGUUAUUUGAAAAACACAUUCAUGUCAAACAGACAUUCAGUGGAGAUCCUUUAAGAAUGGGAUAAUGUUGUACAUUUUGCUCGGUUCUCACUCUUGGUUUUCUCUAUGGAAAAAAAAAAAAAAAAAAGUGGAUUAUAUGUUUGUUGAUGUACUGAUAAGUUUGAUCGAUCCUCCCGCUCAGUCCAUUUUCCUUUUAGAAGUAUUUUAAACGCAGUACAGUAUUUCUACACAGUAAAAAGUCGAAUUCUUGUAAUAAAUUCUUCAUUUUCAAAAUGCAAAA